Camelina sativa (false flax) is the source of this 690-nucleotide messenger RNA. Its product is annotated as large ribosomal subunit protein uL15x. NCBI's taxonomy places the organism in Eukaryota, Viridiplantae, Streptophyta, Magnoliopsida, Brassicales, Brassicaceae. The record is from RefSeq and is a predicted model, not a curated record. Gene Ontology annotation, cellular component: ribosome; cytosolic large ribosomal subunit. Gene Ontology annotation, molecular function: structural constituent of ribosome. Gene Ontology annotation, biological process: translation.
AGAAACCCUAGCCGCAGUGAGAGAGAGAAGAGAGGGUAGCAGAUUCGGCGGAAAUGACGACCAGAUUCAAGAAGAACAGGAAGAAGAGAGGUCACGUCAGUGCCGGACAUGGACGUAUCGGAAAGCACCGUAAGCAUCCCGGAGGUCGUGGUAACGCUGGAGGUAUGCAUCACCACAGGAUCCUCUUCGACAAGUACCAUCCAGGUUACUUCGGUAAAGUUGGUAUGAGGUACUUCCACAAGCUGAGGAACAAGUUCUUCUGCCCAAUCGUUAACCUCGACAAGCUCUGGUCACUCGUACCUGAAGACGUGAAGGCGAAAUCAACCAAGGACAACGUUCCGUUGAUCGAUGUGACGCAGCAUGGUUUCUUCAAGGUUUUGGGGAAAGGUCAUUUGCCAGAGAACAAGCCGUUCGUUGUGAAGGCGAAGCUCAUUUCGAAGACUGCUGAGAAGAAGAUUAAGGAAGCUGGUGGCGCUGUUGUGCUUACUGCUUAGGUUUGGUGAAUUUUUUAAAAUUUGCUUGACUCUUUGUUUUUGAAUCUUCUCUGGAGUUUUGUUAUCUUUUGUUGUCUUUUGGAUUUUGGAUCAGAGAGAGAGAGAGAGAUCUCUUUUAAAGUUUAGUAGUUUUAUGAACCUCUUGUUGGAUUUUGAUAAAUGCUUGUUAUUCCGAAUUCAGAUUUGGUUUCACAUU